CUUGCCUUGGUCGUGUGCUACCCCAGUGCAGCCUCAGAGCCAAGCCUGCUCUCUGCCACGUGGAUUUGUCCUGCUGCCCUCCUCGGUUCAAGCAGCGUGCAUGUCUUUGCAAGGACUUGGGCAGUGGCUUUCCCGUCCUACUAAUUGGGAGACAGGAUCAGCCCCCUUACACAAGCAACGCUGGUGUGAAUGCUGUGAUGUUCCUCUGCUUUCUGUCUCUGUGUUUUCACAUUAUGGUCAGCUCUGCCAGGACUAACAGCCUGUUCCACUCUCAAAUGUGUUAGCAAGUGCUGGGACUCCAUAGAGUGCAUGGGAAUCCCCCUGCCCUCACAGAUGCAUGAAUCCUUGCAUGGAGGCUCGCACGUGUUGCAUGUACACCUGGGGGGCAGAAGGGGGUUGCAUGUGGGUAUAUCCUCCUGGCCCAAGAGCUGCAGGAGAAAACCGCAGAGAUAUUUAUGUGAAUUUCCUUUUUCUUUCUUUCUUUCUUUCUUUUGUUUUUUGGUUGUCUUAUUCCUCUCUCCUGAUUUACUGCAUGUGCUCACGUGGCCUUGGAAAGGGGGGUUCUCAAACUGUUUUGCUUCCAAAAGGAAAAGAAGCUGGCAGGCGUUCAUAUUUCAGUUCUUGAGUUAUGUAGGUUAAAGUCUCCCAGUGGGAAAACGGAAGAUAUGAGAGAGCAGAUUGCUGGUGGUGAUACUCACUAGAAGGAAAACAGAAAAAAGGACCAUGUAAUUCCAGAGCUACAUCCGGACGAAUGUGAGGUUUGAGAGGUGAGCAAUGUGAUAGAAAAGUGCUGCUAGCACAUGAAUUUCCUGCAGAACCUCCCUUUCCACCAGCACCAGCAUGCAGAGCAACUACUCCCUGGUUGUCACCACGAGAGAAACUCUCCAAGUCCUCUGUACAGCACUGACAAACUCAUCGGCUGCAUUGGGCUCGCCCCCUCCCUGCCCACUUAUCUCUUCAGAUUAUCAGUUUUCACUAAUUCCAGCCCUCUUCUCUGUGGUUUUUGUUCUGGGGUUGAUUGGCAACAGCGUGGUGGUUGUGGUGCUUUGUCGUCACAGUGGCCCCAAAACAGUCGCUAAUAUCUACAUUUUCAACCUGGCCAUGGCAGAUUUGCUGUGCCUUGCCACCCUUCCCUUCUGGGCUACCUACUACGCGCAGGGGUACAACUGGCUCUUUGGGUCUCUCAUGUGCAAAAUCUCCAGUUCUGUCCUGUGCUUGAACAUGUUUGCAAGUAUAUUUUUCAUUACAUGCAUGAGCGUGGACCGGUACCACGCUAUUGUCCAUCCUAUUCGCUCUCAAAGAAGAACUCCACAACAAGCUUAUUUUAUAGCAUUGGUUGUGUGGGGCCUUGCCUGUUUGUCCUCCCUCCCAACUUUUUAUUUCCGUGACACUCACUACAUUGAAAGCUUGGGGGUCAAUGCUUGCAUUAUGGCCUUUCCUCAUGAGAAUUAUGCAAAAUGGUCUGUGGCAACAGCCUUCCUGAAAAAUGCACUCGGCUUCUUCAUUCCCUUGACAGUAAUCACCACGUGCUACAUCUGGAUCAGGAGGCACUUGCUCAAAGCACGGGAGUUCGGGAAAAACAAGCAGAAGAGGGACAAAGUCCUGAAGCUGGUGGCUGCUGUUGUUGCGGCCUUCUUAAUUUCCUGGCUCCCAUUCCACAUUUUAACGUUUUUGGAUGCCUUGGCUCAUAUGAACAUCAUUAACAACUGUGACGUGACAGGGAUCAUCGACACAGCGCUGCCGUUCGGCAUCUGCAUGGCAUUCGCCAACAGCUGCAUCAACCCUUUGCUGUACUGCUUUAUUGGGAACCAGUUCCAGGAGAAGCUCCAUCGCUUGUUUAAACGACGAGUUUAUCAGUUCAACAGCCAUCAAGAGAGCUCUUCUUUGAGGAAAGGGAGCUGCUUCAGAGAUGCUGAGAUCCCCGUGGGUAGGGAAGGGGGGCCCGAGUCCUUGCUGUAGGCACUGGGGCAUGAUGUGGGGCGAUGUCAGUGCAGCUGGCUGUCCCUGCAAUGGUGACACUCCUCUCUCCUGUUCCCUUUGUUUUGUGCCCAUUCAUUCAUCAGCUGUUUGAAGGAGAAUCUAUUUUUCUCAUACAUGGGGAUUUAGUCUUCCUUCCUUUCCACAAUGAGCACUCAAGUGUUACAUAGAGGGAAGAUUCUGGCAAAUAAAUAUAUUGAUGGCAUUUUAAAUGUCAGCUUGUGCGUGGCUGAGAUCAGGCAAGUGUUUAGUGUAACACAAAAAGACAAAAUAUACCGAAAGACCAUUGCACGAUAGCUACAAUUGUGUAGGUGCUCAGUAUUAUACCCUAAGCUGAUUUUCUAAAAGAGAUUCUCACUAAAGAAUGUGUAAAUAAAGCAGUGCAGAUACUUCUGUA
Gymnogyps californianus (California condor) is the source of this 2374-nucleotide messenger RNA. RefSeq names its product angiotensin II receptor type 2 (gene AGTR2). Bases 841 to 1959 code for a protein of 372 amino acids. Gene Ontology annotation, biological process: G protein-coupled receptor signaling pathway; inflammatory response; blood vessel diameter maintenance. The record is from RefSeq and is a predicted model, not a curated record. The transcript is spliced from 2 exons. Gene Ontology annotation, cellular component: membrane. Gene Ontology annotation, molecular function: angiotensin type II receptor activity. Lineage: Eukaryota; Metazoa; Chordata; Aves; Accipitriformes; Cathartidae.